Homalodisca vitripennis (glassy-winged sharpshooter) is the source of this 4489-nucleotide messenger RNA. RefSeq lists its product as uncharacterized. The record is from RefSeq and is a predicted model, not a curated record. Bases 1472 to 3505 code for a protein of 677 amino acids. The transcript has 2 exons. NCBI's taxonomy places the organism in Eukaryota, Metazoa, Arthropoda, Insecta, Hemiptera, Cicadellidae.
UCGGCAGUUUCAUCCUGCUAAUCACACAUUCUACAGAGCGGAUCCUGAAGGAUGCCGACUUUGUGAACAUGCUUCCUCAGGUGACAAGGUCCUGUGAUCAAACCUAUGACCCGAGAAGACAUUGAUCUAUUGAGUGAGAGAAGGUCAGAUGACACUCUGGAGGAAGGCAACUGUAGUACCAUUCUGCUCAUUCUCAUGCCCGGAUGCAACCUCCACCUUCUCUCAUGUUCUGCGCGAACCCUUCCCAUAAUUUCAGUUAAUUGAUUCAGUGUAGUCUGUCGCUUCAAAGUUAAAGGUAGGAGUGAUAUAUUUUUUGAUUGUUUUACCUUUUGAUAGCCUGUCUGGCUCUUAACACUCUUAUUUCUUGUUCUCUAAUGUUUGGCGUCAGUAUGUUCUCAAGGUGAGCAAAUAAUGAAUUUUGAAAGUUCAUUUACUGGGAGUAUAACUUUCUUAAGGUCGUCAGUCAAGUAUUGAGAUAUUUCUAGUGCUCUAUACACAUCAAUAGCACCUUUCUACUUGCUGAACUUUAUUUCAAACCAAACUGGCAUACAGCAUUUUAAAAUCAAUGUAACUAUUUCUUUUAAUGGAUCAUAGAAGCUCUCCGUGCUCAUGUGAAAUUGAAGAACUCCUAUCUGCUCAAAUGAGUUCAAAAACUUGUAUGGCAGGUGAAAUCGGGUUAAGAUCAAAAAGAUAUCAUAGGUCUUUGCUCAAGAGUUGUUUUAACUCUUCUAGAAUUUUGAAAUAGAUUGUUUGAAAAUCAUAAGAUUUCUCCUAAUGAAGGAUUUUGGGACAAUUGUUUACUCAUCCAAAUGACUAGAGACAUGCCAGAAAGGUAAUUCAAUGAAAUGAAGAAACAAAUAGUCCACUGUAGUAGUCAUCCAAGAUGCAGCUCAAGCUCUAAUAUGUGUUAUUUGACAGUGUGUUAUUGCACAGUAAGGCGAAGGCGAACCUCGUAAUGAAUUGCAGCCAACUGCUCAACUGAAUUGUGUGUUGUUUAAAAAUACGUUAUAAGCUCAAUGAAUUCGAGUUUCAAUUAAUCAUUUACCUGAUGAUUACAGAUUGGUCUAAGAGAGAUAAUUAUUUAUAUAAUUUAAAAAAAUCGACUAAAUUUGGAGUUCUUAUAAAAUUUUGUUGGGCUUCUCCGUCAAACAAUAAUUUUUAAAUGUGUAAAUAUUGUUUAUUUUAUCAAACAGUAAAAGUUGUGAGUAAUUUUUACUAUUGGAAUACAUAAAUAUAGCCUAAACAUAAAUCUUAAAAUUAACGAAAACCCAAUUUUGGCACGCGCUUACAAUCAGCUGUAUAAAACCCAGAAAGAUAAGUAUGCAGAGGAUGGGUUUUCUUUCAUGAACUACUAACAAUGAUACAAAAUACUUAACUUUAAUAUUUUUAGAUGAAACCCUUGUUGGUGUACAUGUGGAACAUUUUCAUAGUGCAUGAAAAGGGUUUAUGAAAGUCUAAAAAUAUCUAAAGAAUGGCUUCAGAAAUUUUAGAAAGUUUAGAAACAAAAUUUGGUAAACUUCCAAAAGAAAUUGAAGAAAAUGUGAAGAACUUUAAUUACAACAAUGCAAAUGAUGAAUACACUUGUAUUCCAUGUAAUAAGGUAAUUAAAAAACUUUAUAAUAAAACCUCUUCAACUUCCAUAACAGAUUUCGAGGGGCAUUUAUCGUCUAAAGAACACAAAGAAAACAUAGUUCCAAUGAGUGUACUUAUAGACUGUCUCAUGGAAACAUUUUCAGGAGAAAUCCCACAAAUUGUCCUCAACCAUAUUCUGGUUUUAACCAUGGAUGACUUUUACUACAUCUGUACAAUCUGUAAGAAAAUGAUUGGAGUGAGUAACGAUUCUUCAAUUACAGAGACAAAUUUUUCCUAUCACUUGUUGUCUGUGGCUCACACAAAAAAUAUGAAAUUAUUCCAUGCAAUUUUAAGCCAGCUACAAAAUAUUUAUGGUAGUAUUCCACCAGUAGUACUAAACAAUAGUAGUUUUCUUCAAAUUUUUGAAGGUGACAAUAAAUAUCUAUGCUCUAUUUGUGAUGAAACUUUAUCUGUAAAUCCGUCUGAUAUUAAUAAAUCCAUUGAGAGUUUUGAGAAUCAUUUUUAUUCCUUAGAGCAUAUAAAUAAUGUAAAAAUUAAUAAAAUACUUUCCUUGAUUCCUUCGCUGGAAAAUUCUUUGCACUUUCCUAGUUAUUUGAUUACAAGUAUUGAGUAUUUCAGUAAAAACGAUACAUACCUUUUUUGUGUAUUGUGCAAUGAAAAUGUGAAGUGCAGUUUGGAUACUUAUGAGACGGAGCAAAAUUUCAAAGCCCACAUUUUGUCCGAGUUUCACCAACAAAAUCUAAAAUUCAGAAGAGAUCCAAGUAAUGAAGUUUUCAUUGAACUUUUGAAAGUUUUUGAGACUUUACCUAGCAUUGUUGUGGAAAACUUGGCUUAUUUUACACUAUAUAAAAGAAACCUUACCUGCAGGAUCUGUGAGGAGUUCAUAAUUGAAGAAAGAGACAGUGAAAAGACUCUGAAGAAUAUAAUUAGCCACCUGAAAUCUGAUUGGCACGAUAAUAAUGUCACUGAAGAAAAACGGAGACAGCAGAUGACUGUUCAUAGUUUGAAGAAUUUAUUUGGAAGUGUACCAAAAUCUAUUCAAGACAAUAUUGAUCAUGUAAAAUUCUUGGAAAACACAAAUGACUUUGAAUGUCUAUUAUGCAAUAUAGUUGUAGACUCAAAAAAGGGAAAGAAAGUCAAACCUCGGAAUGUUGCGUGUAGUUUAGAAAAUAAUUCUGAAAUACAUUUCAAAAGUAAUAAACAUCUAGAACAAGAGCAAAAUCUGGACCGUCUUUCUGAAUCAAUAAGAUCUGAUCUAGUGGAGAUUUUCUGUUCAAUUCCACAUUUUGUGGUGAUUAACUGGGACUGUAUUGAUUACGAUGUGUCCGAAGAGCAUUUCAAUUGUGCAUUAUGUGACACCAGGAUCAUAGUCGAUAAUGGCGACAAGAUGGACAUGGUGACAUCACAGAAUUUUAGAACUCAUUUCUUCUCUGCAGAACAUUUGUCCGCUGUGAAGAAAAAAGCCAACGAGAAACAAGAAACUGUUGACAAAUUUGACACAAUAUUUGGCAGAGUUCCAUCCUAUAUCCUGAGCAACAUUGAUCACAUAGUGGAGAUAAAAGGUGAGUUUUAUUGUAAACCAUGUGAUACAAAAUUUGAUGUACUUUCUGCUCCAGGAAAUAUUGAACAUUGUUUUUACGAGCAUUUGAGUGGGACUCGUCAUAAAUCAUAUGUGAUGAAAUAUGAAGUCUCUCAUGAUGCAGCAUUGGAACGCUUGGGUACGAGUUUCUCCAAGAUUCCCGAGUUCCUUUUGAGGAACAUUUAUCAUCUUUGCUUGUACAAAAACGUACUGUUUUGUCUGGUGUGCCAGAAAUUGCUACCCAUUGACGGACAAGAUGUGGAAAGCUCAAAACGAUUUCUUCGAUGCCACAUGGAUUCUGAACAACACAAAGGUAAUGUGAAAUUUGUUUAAAACACUUAUAUUAAACUGCUCUGUGAAACAGGAAUUAAAUAUACAUUUAACAUGAAAUGUUUGUAAUGUGCAGUUUAUACUUAACGAUUUUUGGGUUUUAUUCAUAAAUAAACUGAAUGAUAGCUGUAAAGUAAAAUAGAUAUUAACUUUUUGAAUAUGCUAUUUAAAUAUGAACAAAAUGUGUGUCAAUAUUAAAAAAAAUAAUUUUAGUAUUACAUUUUGUCUAUUAUUAUUUACUGUUAUACAUUUAACUUUUAUGUAAUUUAUUAUAAUAUAAUUAUUAAACAAGUAUUUAUGACAGUUUUUAUUUGUCAAAACUUAAUUUUACGCAGAUGAUUCUGGUUGUUUCCAAUUGGCAAGAAUUGCCAAUGAUAAAGUGCCUACAUAUACAUGAAACUACAUUGGAACGGACUUUGUUUUAGUUACAAAGCUAAUCAACAACCUUUGUUCAAUUAUAAUAAUUUACUUUAUUAAUGGUGCAUAAUAAAUAUAAGUACAUUAGUGCGAAACUGUUAUAGUGAUAUAACUAUAAGGUAGUAAUUGCAACAUUAUGGUAACAAUAAAGAAAGAUUGUGACUGAAACAUUAUGAUAAAAAAUAGUAUAAAUAUCAAUUAUAAUAUUAAAAUUCAAUUCGUGUACAGUAGAGUAUGCUUAGUCAACAUAUAUAUAUAUAUAUAUAUAUAUAUAUAUAUAUAUAUAUAUAUACGGUAUAUAUAUAUAUAUAUAUACAUACACACAUUUAUGAUACAAAAUCCACACUAGGGUGUGCACUGCAAAGAAAAUUUGUAUAAGUGUGUUUAAUUUUUGCUUUCCUUACUUAUUUAUACAUUUAUUAUUAGUUUUAUUCUUUGUAAAGGGUAAACCUUUAAGAAGCGAGUUUACUUUCCAACAAGUUAUUAUGUUAGAUUUUUGUAAAAAAUAGUAUUUAAAGUAUAAAUUUGUGUUUACCUAUGUUUCUUUUGAAAUAAACAGUUUCUUUUGUA